AAACCCUAGACCUCCUCCAAUUGCUCACGUUCUCGCCCCCUCCUCUGUCUACCCAGAGCCAGCUGCACCAUGGCUUCUCAGAAUCGGAGACUUCCGCCCAAAGGCCGCGAUGAGGGCAUCCUCUCGAAGCUCUCUCAGUCCCAGAUCGUUGUCCGAGGAAGGGAGGCCGCUUGCGAGGUUGCUACUGUUGCCAAGAAGCUCGUGCGGAGCACUGGCAGGGCCGCAUGGAUUGCUGGAACGACGUUCCUCGUCCUGGUAGUUCCCCUCAUCAUUGAGAUGGACCGCGAGGCACAGAUGAAUGAGCUUGAAAUGCAGCAGGCUAGCCUCCUCGGCACCCCUCCGCCCUCCCUCGCGCCUCCGCCACCCAAGUGAUUGCUUUUCCUGACUUGCUCUGGAACCGGGAUCAAGAUUCCCUGAGGUAAAGCUUCCUCUGUUUUAUGAGAAGUUUGAUUCGCUAGGAGUUUGGGGCGGGUGGAUCGAUAACUCUUGAAAUUAAGUACAUUGCCUCAAUGGUACUGUCUUCCAUUCCUAUUCAAGGAAAACUGAAAGUUUUGUUGAUCUUCUGGGUUUAUGUUGUUUUUAAGCUUAAUUAGCGUUCAGUUUAAAGUUUGGUCUGCGACAGGGAUUCUCUUCAGGUAUAGUUGCUUGAGUUUGGUGCGCUUUAUGGUUUCAACUUGUGCCAUUUUUGUUCCCAUACAUUCAACAUUUCUCUAUUUCUUUUGUGAGAUAAUUGGAUAUGGGAUCACUUAUGAAGUA
Molecule: messenger RNA, 756 nt
Organism: Phalaenopsis equestris
Lineage: Eukaryota; Viridiplantae; Streptophyta; Magnoliopsida; Asparagales; Orchidaceae
Product: mitochondrial import receptor subunit TOM9-2-like
Exons: 1
Coding region: 70-372 (100 amino acids)
Biological process (GO): intracellular protein transport
Cellular component (GO): mitochondrial outer membrane
Source: RefSeq, a predicted model, not a curated record